This is a messenger RNA of Cajanus cajan (pigeon pea), 451 nucleotides long. RefSeq lists its product as uncharacterized. The record is from RefSeq and is a predicted model, not a curated record. Lineage: Eukaryota; Viridiplantae; Streptophyta; Magnoliopsida; Fabales; Fabaceae.
UUGUUUUCUGAAAAUCUCGAGUUUCGUCAAACUCUUUCUCUAAUAAGAGCGACAUUUUCUUUGUUUCUUUAUGGUGAUGCCAGAAUUGAGCCAAGAGAGGGGAAUGAGUUUCGAUCUGAACGACGUCGUUAAGGAGGAGGAGGAAGAAGCGCGGGAGUCAUCACUGUUAGAUAACAAGUGCUCCACGAUGAAGAUGCAGAACGACGUCGUUAAGGAGAAGAAAAGCAUGCAACUGCGUUUGCAGCUAUCAAGGGAGGAGAUCGAGGAGGAUUUCAUGAGCAUGACGGGCCGUCGGCCACCGAGGAAGCCCAGAAGGAGGCCCAGGCCCACCUUCGUGCAGAACCUACUCGAUAGCCUUUUUCCUGGUUUGAUGUUAAGAGAGGUUACACCUGAUUUAUACGACGUUCCUGAACUACCUCAGUCUGGGAAGAAGAAUAACAGAAAAAGGAAG